AUGCUCAUCAAGCUCGGCCGUUCACCAGACGAGAUCAUCACUGUUUCUCCGGCCGACGAUGCCCGGAUCCUUCGCCGUAUCGACAUCGCCCUGCUUCCGCUUAUGCUAUCUGUGUACUUUCUUCAGGCCCUCGACAAAGCCACGCUAUCGUAUGCGUCCAUCUUCGGCCUCAUCGAUGACACGGAUUUAGUUGGCGACGAGUUCUCGUGGCUCGGUAGCAUUGUUUACCUAGCACAACUCAUCAUGCAACUGCCUUUGGCAUGGGCUCUGGUCAAGCUGCCGAUCGGCAAAUUCACGAGUGCCAUGGUUCUUGCUUGGGGAAUCACCUUGGCGGGAAUGACGUGGGCGCACACUUUUGGACAACUCAUGGCUGCUCGUUUCUUUUUGGGUGCCUUUGAAGCUUGCGUUGGUCCGGCCUUUGUUGCUAUAACGCAAAUGUGGUGGAGGCGAAGGGAGCAGACGAUGAGAAUUGGUUCUUGGUAUUGCAUGAAUGGGUUGACCUGGGUGUUUGGAAGUCUCAUUACCUAUGGGCUUGCCAGCAUAGAUUCAAGCAUGAAGCCCUAUCAGAUCAUAUUUCUUUUCUUUGGCGUCCUAACUGUCGCGGUAUCUGGAGCCAUGUUCUUUUGGAUGCCCGAUUCUCCCACCGAAGCAAAGUUUCUCAGCGAUGAAGACAAAAUCCUUGCUAUAGAACGACUUCGCAACAAUCAGAUGGGGGUCAUGUCGCGAGAAUGGAGAUACGCUCACUUCUUUGAGACUUUGCAAGAUCCCAAAACCUGGCUGUGGGUUGUCAUGAUCUUUUGCAUCUCAGUGCCUUCAAAUGGCGUAUCGACUUUUGGACCACUCAUCAUCAAAUCCUUUGUUACAGACCCGUACAGAACAAUAUUAUUCAAUGUUCCGGUUGGUUUGUCGCAUGUCUUGGCUGUUUCAUUGAGUGCGUAUGCAUCAAUGAAGUGGAAGCUCAAAGGGCCGGUUAUUGUCCUCUUGUGUAUCCCACCAAUCAUUGGGUUUUCGAUUCUGCUACAUUUCCCACACGAUAUCGAGCAUCGAGCGAUUUUGCUUGCAGGAUAUUUUUGCCUUUCCACAUUCACAGGCAUCACACCACUCAUCUAUUCGUGGUCUGCGCAGAACACGGCUGGAGAUACCAAGCGUAAAUGCACCUCGGCACUGGUGUUUAUUGGUUCGUCUGCUGGAAAUAUCGUCGGGCCCUUGCUUUUCACACCUGAUGAAGCUCCGUCAUAUUCCAGAGGCUUACGGGCGAACAUUGUGUUUUUCGUCAUGGUUAUUUUAUUUGUUGGCAUUACAUCACUGUAUCUGAGAUAUCUCAAUUCCGAUCACGCCAAUCGAAGAGUGGCACUAGGAAAGAAUGCAGUUAUUCUAGACAUGAGUUUGGAAACGGCAGAAGAGGUGGAGCGCAUGGAGUCAUUGGAGCAAGCGAUGCGAGAGGGAACCCAAAGACUUUCUGAAGAAAACGGUGAUACUCGAUUGGGAGGGGAUGAAGAGAAUGGAGUGCAACCGGAUGAUCUCAAGGGCCGAAAAGCCUUUGCAGACAUCACUGACCUCGAGAAUGAGGAUUUUGUCUUUGUGUUUUGA
Trichoderma virens Gv29-8 is the source of this 1590-nucleotide messenger RNA. RefSeq lists its product as uncharacterized. The record is from RefSeq and is a predicted model, not a curated record. Bases 1 to 1590 code for a protein of 529 amino acids. Gene Ontology annotation, cellular component: membrane. The transcript has 5 exons. Gene Ontology annotation, biological process: transmembrane transport. Gene Ontology annotation, molecular function: transmembrane transporter activity. Lineage: Eukaryota; Fungi; Ascomycota; Sordariomycetes; Hypocreales; Hypocreaceae.